Molecule: messenger RNA, 6095 nt
Organism: Anopheles merus
Lineage: Eukaryota; Metazoa; Arthropoda; Insecta; Diptera; Culicidae
Gene: lig
Product: protein lingerer
Exons: 12
Coding region: 366-4631 (1421 amino acids)
Cellular component (GO): nucleus; cytoplasm
Molecular function (GO): protein binding
Source: RefSeq, a predicted model, not a curated record
AAAGCUUUGUCCGGCAAAUCCGGCAAAUUAAAGAUUUGUGGCAUGCGGUACAGAACAGUGCAGCGAGAGCAGCGUAGAAAGAUAGUUUCGCCCAAUACUCACACUCAUAUAACUCAGUCGCACACAGCCAAGCGGGAGCAAAACUCACGCACACACAGACAGAUUGGGAGAAGUAUUUCACGUACUCGGAUUUCUACAAAUGGCGUCUGGUUUUGAGCGACGUUGAGCUGUACAACGACAAGGAUAGUUUUAGUUCGCAGAAGCAGGCGGCCGAAACAGCAGAGCAUACGCAUAAGUGGUGAGCAGCAAAAGCAGCAGCAAGCAGGCAGCACUACUUUGUAAAUACAUACUGUAUAUAUAGCGAGAUGAGUACACAAACCCGUUCCGGAGGUGGCGGUGGUGGCGGAGGCCGUAACAAGUCCAAGGCCAAACACCAUGAAAACAAGGAGAAUUUGGCUAAGGAGGACGGACAGAAUCAGUCACAGCAGUAUCCGAAAGGAGGUUCCGGCCCCAACAACGCCAGCGGAAAUGAUGGUUCGGCUGUAACUACCGGCUCUGUUGGUGGUGGUAGAGGAGGCGACCAUCAAAAACAGAAGGGCAGCGGAGGCCACAAGGGCACAGAUAAUGCUGCUCCGAAGGUUGUUGACGUGAAGGAGAAGCAGCAGAGGGAGGCCGGUGGUGGUAGCGGCGGUGGUGCUGCAGGCGGCAACAACGAGAAGUCCGGCGGAUCUACGGGAGCUGCUUCUGGGGCUGGUGCUGGCGGUGCCUCUGCCACUCACACCGUGGUCAAGGCCAAGCAACCGACGGCCGAACAGAUUCGCAUCGCCCAAAUAACAGACAUCAAGAGCGGCAUGGAUGAUCCCAAGAUUCAGGAGAAAAUCCAAAGCUUGAUGGAAACCACGCAACGCUCCGAGGAAGAGGUGUGCUGCGCAUUGCAGGAGUGCGACAGCGAUCUCGAUCGAGCGGUGAUCUUUCUACUCGAGACGCUCCCGGUCGGGGCUUUUGCGACGACGUCCAAGAAGAAGAAAAGCAAAUCUCAAGCGGCGGCUCAGAAGGACGGGGAAGACGGCGGUGAUUGGGAGACAACGGGCCCGACCACCGUUGGCGGAGCCAGUGUUCAGCUGGGCGGCAUUAAUGUGGAUCUGAAGGAGCAGCAGCGCCGUGGUGGCAACCGUGGCGGUUCGGGCAACCAACGUUCUGGAGGACCGGGCCGUGGUGGCCGUGCCGGUGGCUAUCGCGACGGUGGCGGCGAUCGCGACCGAGAUCGCGACCGUAACGGCUACGAUAAGGGUGGAGAGGGCGGUGGCUAUCGUAACCGAGCGGGAGGCGAUGGCGGUCGCAUGCGAGGCGGUCGCGAUGGUCCGGGAGGUCCAGGCCGUGGAAACUAUGGUUCGCGAGGAGGUCGUGGUGGUGGCCCGCGUCUAGGCACUCGUGGGCCAGGUUCGCGCGAUCAGAACCGAGGUUCGCGAAUGAUGAACAACGAUCAUCAAGAGAUCGAUUCGUGGGAUCCAGUCACGACGCCGGCAAACGCGAACGACCUCAAGCCCGAAGAUUGUACGGCCUUCACCGAUACUUGGGGCGAUUGGGACAACGAGGAGUACACGGGAACGUUGGCGGAUACCAAAGGAUAUGCAGGCGCUGUCGCUUCGACGACGGCCCCAUCUGCUGGCGCCGGUGCUCAGCAGCAGCAAUCGCAACAGUCAACGCAGACAGGCGUGCCACCGGCGGCAUCCAACGUCACGGAACUCGCAGCGCCCCCGGGGUUGGAGCAGCAGGUACUGAAUCCACCACCGCCAAAAGAUACCGAGUUGGUGCAGCAGUACAGUACAACUGUCGUUUCGAGUACGGCUACUGCUGCGGUUGCGGCCGGCGGUGCAACUGGUGUCGCGAGCGUCGUACCACAGUAUUCGGACCUGCAUGCCGGCACUCCGAAUGCUACGACUGCUGCACAGCAUUUGCGGCAGGCGCUUGAUAUGCCGCCUAUGAAUACGUCCUCGUCCCUUUCGGCAGAACAAAGUCAGUAUUUUAGUACUCUAUCGUCUCAGAAUUCCAAUCUCCAGCCAACGCCAAGUGCCGUCGGCUUCCAGCAGCAGCCACCUGCAGGCGUGGUGGCAUCCCAACCGCCCACAACAGUAGUUCCGGCAGUUCAGCAGCAGCAGCCGCCUCAACCGAAUUCCGUGCAAUAUCCAACUGCUUAUGUUGGGGCAACUAGUGAUGCUACUGCUGCUGCUGCUGCUGCUGGAGCUCCGACGAGCUAUGCGGCUGCGGCGACGCAACAGCCACCGGUACGGCGGCAACGAGCCCGCGUUCCGCCACCAUCGAAGAUCCCAUCCAGUGCCGUCGAAAUGCCGGGUGAUAAUAUGAACAACAUUGGCUACCUGGACGUGCAGUUUGGUGGACUGGACUUUGGUGCGGACGAUUCGUUUGAUGCUGUAGUAUCGGAUAAGUUCAAUUCGACUACAGGAACCGCUGGCAGUAGCGUAAUGGAUUCAACCCCAUCUACCGUGCAAACGUCGGUGGUAUCCCAAGCGACACAGGCGGUCGGUCAGCCACAGGCGUCUCAAACGCAGACGGUGCAACAGCAGCAACAGGGUGCGCAGGUUCCGCCAGCUACGGUUGGAGUUCAACCGCCGGCAGCUCAGAGUCAGUUGCAGCAACAGCAGCAACAGGUCGUUUCGCAAGCACCGCAGCAAACCGUGCAACAGGAUGUGAACGAUUAUCAAUCGAAGGUUGGUGGUGGCGUUGUGGCGGGUAGCGUUGUUCCUAACAAUUUGCAGCCAAAACCGUCCAAUCUGCCUGGCGCACCUGGUUUAGCAUCAUCCCAGAUUAUGCCGGGCCAAGGGACGACGGAGGCACUUUCCUCUCAAAACGAUGCGCUUGCCAACAGCUACUCGCGCACCAAUGCAUCGGGUUCGGUAUCCACGUCCGUUAGUGCUGGUGUGAAUUCCAUGAGCAAUGCAGCGGCUGCGUUGGAUCAGCUGACGAAAUCGGAUCCUUACGGUCAGUCGGCAAGUACUAAUACUGCUCUGACCGGUGGCUAUCAGAAUGCUCCGUACUCAUCAACGCAAGCGAACAAAACUGCGUCGUAUCCUCCUACUGGUGCUCCCCAAGGGUACAACAACAUGAGUUAUUCUAACAACCAGGUGACGAACGCCUACCCUCCAUCGACGAAUAACUAUAGCUCGUACAACCAAGGAAAUGUGAAUGCCUACCAGCCGCCAAGCAGUAGCGUGACAAACAACGUUGUACCGAACAACAACACGGGCAACUCGGUUGGAGGCGUAUCAAAUCAAUCGAAUCUGCCGGUGAACAAUAAUGCCGUAAAUAGCAGCUCGAACAAUAACGCUGGUGGCUAUCUGUCCAGCCAAUAUCCGGUCAGCCAGACGUCGUCUGCAUUCCCGUCACAGCAGAACUAUCAGAACAGUUCACAGAACGUGUACGGAAAUACGGGACUGAAUAGUAAUACAGGGUAUUCUGGAAGCACAAACACUACAUCCGGCCAGUAUGGUAGUAAUUUUAGUUCGUCAAAACUGAAGGACACGCCGGUGGUUUCAACGCCAUUUGAAAGUGUGGCUUCUAGUACGGUUUCGAACAGUAGCACGAACAAUUCCAACAAUAAUGUAACCAGUUCGUCAUCGCUGCCAAUAAGUUCCGUGGUAUCCACGACAACGAAAAGCAGCAGCACCACUAGCGGAACGAGUGUAGUCACUAAUCUGCCGAUGGUUAAUCCGUACAUACAGGCACCAGGAUUGCCAUUCUAUCAGCAAGCUGCAGUGUAUUCGUACGAAGAUCUGCAGCUAAUGCAACAGCGUAUGCCGCAUGUGCCUGGUUUUUACGACAUCAACUACCAGACGCCUACGAGUCUCGGCGCGGCCGGUGUACGCGAUGCGAACCUUGGUUCUGUCGCGUACUCGACCAUGUCCGAUGGUCGGUUCACGCGAACCGACAACAACUCGUCACCUGUUAGUAAUGUUCCCAGUUCCUUGUCCCAACAAACAGGGUCUGGUGGUCCUAUGUUGAACCUGCCAUACGCUUAUUUUUACGGCGGCAAUAUGAUGCCGGCCAGCGGCUUCCAAUAUGGCACACCUGUCUAUCCUCAACAGAUGCCCACAAAUGCGGCUACAUCCGGCGGUCAGUUCCAGAAGCCCGCUUAUAACACAGGAGGAUAUGGUUCAGCGACCGGGUAUGAUACGCUUGGGCAAUCAGGACAGGACUACAACAAGAAUGCUUAUCAAGCGUCCAUCGUGGGACAGCAGCAAUCCAAGGGUCAAACCGUUGCCAAUCAGCAAUCUGGCUCUGGCAGCGGAUCCGACAUGGCACCAUCUAUGUAUGGUAAAAACCAUGUUGCUAUCAACAAAGUCAAUUAUGACAAACAAUCGUUCCAUUCUGGAACGCCGCCGCCGUACAACAUUGCCGGAACACAGACGGCUGGAACUACUUCCGCACAACCCUACGGGCAGCAUCUGGCAUAUAUACCAACGAUGGCUACGCAUCACAAUAUCAAUAUGCAUCAAAACAUGCACCAGGAUUCCAACAGUAGCGGUCAAAGACCGCAAAAUAAUAACCAGGGAAAGACUGCAAGCAAGCAGCAAGGCUAUUCUGCGUCUACUUAUUGGACUGGGCCGAACUAAAGUCUUAAGGAAGGGGGACAUAGCAAGAGAGCUAGCAGUGAGAGAGAGAGAGAGCGCGCGCUAUAAUGUAAAAAACAACAUGUGGUAGUGUGUUUUCGAUAGAUUCUUUCCAAUAAUUAACAAAACUGUAACAACAUAAACAAAUCACACAUACAUAUACACAAAUACAUACCCUCCCACAUACAUCCAAAACAAAAGAAAACACACACACACACACAAACGUAACGAUGGAAAGGACAACAAAGAGGAUAAGGCAAACGCAGAAGAUCGAUGCGAUUAAAAACAACAGUAUGUAAGAGCAGGGAUGUAGAGAAGCGAAGGAAGUGAGAUGGUGGGGGGGGGGGGGCAUAGAGGACAUAUGUUUAGUGUCAGCGCUGAUCAACUGGUGGUGUCCCUUGAUCUCUAUAAGGAAGGAAUGUUUCCAUUUUACGUUUUAUAACUCGCGCAUACCAUACCAUACGCAUAUAUGCAUGAUACAUAAACUCGAGAUAGUAUCGUACAUAAAAAAUAAACACAUUUUUCAUACAUAAAGACAAGCGAAGAAGCAAACAAAUACAAAAUUAAAUUAAUUAAUUCAAACGCAAAGGAGCAAUAUAAAUAUGUUUAGUUUGUUUAUUGAGAGUUGAUCAGGCAUCGAGCGAGAAUGGCAAAGGGUCGUAAUGAGAGUGUUUUCAGUACAAUCGAUGCUUUCCUUCCCAUCCCUGUGUAACCCCACCAUAGCACAGGGAUCCGAUCAUGAGGCUAACGAUCGAACCGAUCAUGUAAUGUGUCGUAUUGGUUUUUGGUAUCGUUUUGGACGGAUAUUCUUGGAUCAGUCCUGUUGCGAUGAACAAACGUAGAAUGAACCUUCGGCAGAGCAGUGGUGUACACAAUGCUCUGCUGCCUUCUUUGUGCUGAGAUCUGACAAAUGGUUCAUAAAACGAACAUGUUUUAAGAUGGAAUAUAGAAGAUGAUGAAUAAUACGUCUGAAUGCCAUCAGGAGAAGAGGGUUGCUUUCUUUUUGCUCUUUAUCUAUGGUAUGUGCGUGCGCCGUGUACGUGUUGGGCACAGUGGUGUGUACCUUUGAUUCCCCUUUGAUAGAAUAACUUGCAUAACUUUUCCGGAAAGAAGUGAAAUUCAUGAUAAAAAAAACAUUCUCACAUUACAACCUAUUACACUUUAAUGCAUGGAGUGAAUUGGGAAAAUGCGAUGCAUGCCUAAUACUCAUGCAUACAUGACAAUGGCGAAUGCACAUUCAAGAAAAAAAAAAUAUUGAUUUGGAACAAGCGAUUUUAGCGCUUGCAACAUUCUACAUGAUCUCUGGAAUUACUGUACUGGAGCGAAUCGAAUCGAAUGCUACACACUAUCCAUCUUUUUACUAUGUUGGAGUGAAGAAUGUCGUAUAAUCUGAAUGACUAAUGAUAGAAUAAUGACGAAUCAAACAUGAAAUUGGCGCUACAAUACAGACUGAAUCCAUGAAAUCUA